Molecule: messenger RNA, 1161 nt
Organism: Perognathus longimembris pacificus (Pacific pocket mouse)
Lineage: Eukaryota; Metazoa; Chordata; Mammalia; Rodentia; Heteromyidae
Product: mastin-like
Exons: 5
Coding region: 45-941 (298 amino acids)
Biological process (GO): proteolysis
Molecular function (GO): serine-type endopeptidase activity
Source: RefSeq, a predicted model, not a curated record
UUCCAGAGUCUGGUGCUUUAGGCCUUGUCCUACACGGCCCAGGGAUGUUAUGGCUGCUCCUCCUCACCCUCCCCUGCCUGGGGGGCUCCACACCUGGGAUCCCUGGCCUCGAGAAGGAGGGCAUUGUAGGAGGCAGACCUGUCUCAGCCACGAACUUCCCAUGGCAGGUGAGCCUGAGGUACAAGAAUACCAACAAUCAGUGGAAGCACUAUUGUGGAGGCUCCCUCAUCCACCCGCAGUGGGUGCUCACCGCUGCCCACUGCAUGGUUAAGCGCUUUCGCCAGCAGACCACUAGCCUGGAGUGCCUGAAGUGGAGGGAGCGGAAGGCCACUGAAAUCAGGGUCCAGGUGGGCAGGUUGAGGCUGUAUGAGCCGGACGAGGAGCUGAGCGAGGUGGCACAGAUCUUCAGGCAUCCCAAGUACAACGCAAGCCUAUGUUGGCUCAGCGGCUCAGACAUUGCCCUGCUGAAACUGAAGGCUCCGGUGUCAGGACAGCGCAGGAUCCCAGUUGCCCUCCCCAAGGGCCCCCUGAACAUCCCUGCGAAGACGAUCUGCUCUGUGACGGGCUGGGGUGAUGUCAUGUAUGAGAAGCCGCUUCAGUACCCUUACCACCUGCAGCAGGUGGCGGUGCCCAUCGUAGGGAAUGAGGACUGCAACCGCAUGUACCAGAAUAAAACCUCCCGACUCAGGGUCAGGCCCAACAAUAUCAAGGACAGCAUGCUGUGUGCCGGCCAGGAGGGCAAGGGCUCCUGCCUGGGUGACUCUGGAGGUCCCCUGGUUUGCAGCUGGAACCGCACAUUGGUACAGGUGGGCGUGGUGAGCUGGACCAAAGGCUGUGGGCACCCAGCUUUUCCUGGGGUCUAUACCCGGGUGACCAGCUUCCUAUCCUGGAUUCACCAGUAUAUCCCUGAGCUCUCUGGGCCCUUGAUGGGGGCCAGAUGAGUCAGGAGACCGAAGGCUUUCCUGUGACACCCCUCCUCCUCCUAUCCUGGUCUCCUCCCCAAAUCUCCUCCUUCUCCAGAGCAGGGAGACCCCUUGCCUUCUUGGCCAUCCUGACCCGGGGAGGGCCAGAGGCUGGCUUCUCAUAGAAGCAGAGUGUGGUGGACCAAGUGGUCUGGGCCAGCCCAUGAGGUCACCUGCUCACCCUGUGCUUCCCAUUAAA